AUGGUGGAGGUGGACAGCAGCAUCUCCUGGAACAUCCUCCACUCCCAGUUCAUCCUCAGCUUGAAGAAGGGACACCACUUUGAGGACCAGAGACCCCAGUCCAGCUCCUUGGGGCUCCCCAUGGUGAUGCUCGCCAGUGAAGAAAGCCCAGGACCCUCAGCCCUCUGGGCCAGCUCCAGCUCCCUGCCUUGGCGCCCUGGCUAUAAGAGGAAGUGGUCAGCGGCAUUUGGAGCAGAGGCGGAGGACGAGGCCCAGGACAGCUGGAUCGUGAAGUCGCUGAGUGGGCUCAGGAUGAAGUUGAAGAAACAGCAGGUGUUUUUGGUGCUGCCUGAACACCACAAGGUCUUCAACAAGAUGCUUGAGGAUCAUGUCAUUAAGAGAUUCCUGGCCUGGGACAGAAACCUGAAGGUAUCUGACAAGUAUCUCCUGGCGAUGGUGAUUGCUUAUUUCAGCCGAGCCGGCCUCUUCUCCUGGCAAUACCGGAGGAUCCAUUUCUUCAUAGCUCUCUACCUGGCCAGUAAGAUGGAGGAGGACAACCAGGCCCCCAAACAGAUCAUCUUGUCGUUCCUCUAUGGAAGAAACCACUCCCAGCGUCACUUGUUCCACAAACUGCUUUUCCAAUUCAUCUGUUCUAUGAACUGGAAGAUGAGGGUAACACAGGAAGAGUGUGAGAAGAUCCAAGCUUUUCACCCGAGGCUCUGGGUGUGGGAUCGAGAUCGUGCCCUCUUGCCCUAG
This is a messenger RNA of Budorcas taxicolor (takin), 735 nucleotides long. RefSeq names its product speedy protein E4-like. The coding region runs from base 1 to 735 and encodes 244 amino acids. The record is from RefSeq and is a predicted model, not a curated record. Lineage: Eukaryota; Metazoa; Chordata; Mammalia; Artiodactyla; Bovidae. The transcript has 7 exons. Gene Ontology annotation, molecular function: protein kinase binding. Gene Ontology annotation, biological process: positive regulation of cyclin-dependent protein serine/threonine kinase activity.